AUGGGGCAGGUGGAACACGAGCUGGUCAAAGCCGAAAAGGGCUACCUGAAGGAGAUGCAGCAGGAGCAGUCUGACUUCGAUGAGAACCUGGUUGAUCUGGCUGGCAUUGUGGACACUUUCGCGCAGUACUCCAACCUGGCCAACAUCAAGGAGAUCUAUGAGAAUGUAGUCAGCGUCAACGAUCGCCUGCGGGAGGCUUCGUCCCAGGCCAAGCUCUUCAACUCCCGUGAGGCUCUUUUCGGACAAGAGUCCUCCGACUACACACACCUGCAGCAGCUUCAGAAGGAAUGGGAGCCCUUCUCCCAGCUUUGGGUCACGGCGUACCAUUGGCUGGAAGACUCCGAAAAGUGGAUGAACGGCCCCUUCCACGAGAUUGAUGCCAAGUAUUGUGAGCAGUCUGUCACAACAGGAGCGAAGACCCUGUUCAAGACGGUGAAAGGGCUCGAAAAGAGGGAGGACGCCGGCAAAGUCUUGCAAAUCGCAAGAGACAUCAAGGGCCAGAUCGAUGCCUUCCAGCCUUACGUGCCCAUUGUCACAGGCCUACGCAACCCUGGCAUGCGGGAGCGGCAUUGGACGCAGGUCAGUGAGCUGGUCGGGAACGAAGUGAAUCCCAACAUGGAGGAGUUCACGCUGAAGUCCUUCAUUUCUUUGGGCAUGCUGGACCACGUGUCUACGAUCAGUGACAUUGGCGAUCGCAGCGGCAAGGAGUUGUCGAUUGAGACACAGUUAACAAAUAUGAUGAGAGCGUGGGACAGCAUGAAAUUUGACUGCAGUGAGCCAUACCGCACCACGGAGACCUACAUCUUGAAAGGAGCUGACGAGGUAAUUGCGUUGAUCGACGAGCAGAUCGUCGUGACCCAGGCCAUGCAGUUUUCUCCCUUCAACAAGCCGUUCAAGGACGAAAUCGAUGCUUGGGCUGAGAAGCUCCUGUACAUGUCGGAGUGUCUCGACGGCUGGCUCAAGGUGCAACGUGCCUGGAUGUACCUGCAGCCCAUCUUUGACUCCCCUGACAUCAUGAAGCAGCUGCCGACGGAAGGAAAGAAGUUCCGCCUCGUGGACAGCAAGUGGCGGCAGACCAUGGCGCGGCUGCAUCAGAACUCGGCGGCCCUUCAGGCCUGCUCCAUGGAAGGUCUUCUGGAGAUGUGGAAUAACGCAAAUGCUGACCUCGACAUGGUCCAGAAAGGCCUCGAUGACUACCUGGAGACCAAGCGGGGUGCCUUUGCACGCUUCUACUUCCUGUCCAAUGAUGAACUGCUCGAAAUCUUGUCGCAGACGAAGGAUGGCGCGAUGGUUGUUGCUCAAUUCAUGCCCGGGAGUAUCAUUACACUGCUAGAUUAA
Messenger RNA from Symbiodinium necroappetens, 1338 nucleotides. The record is from the annotation of a GenBank genome assembly. Lineage: Eukaryota; Dinophyceae; Suessiales; Symbiodiniaceae.